AUGGAGGAGACAGGCGCUCAGUGCGCUCCGCAGCAGCCUGCGGGCUCCCAGACUGGGGUUUCUCAAGCCAACCUCUCCGCUGCUCCUUCCCACAACUGUAGCUCCGGGGGCUACAUUUACCAGGACUCAAUCGCCCUGCCCUGGAAAGUACUACUGGCCAUGUUGCUGGCGCUCAUCACUUUGGCCACCACGCUCUCCAAUGCGUUUGUGAUUGCUACUGUGUACCGGACGCGGAAGCUACAUACCCCAGCCAACUACCUGAUCGCCUCCCUGGCGCUCACCGACCUCCUAGUAUCCAUCCUGGUGAUGCCCGUCAGCACCAUGUAUACAGUCACCGGUCGCUGGACCCUGGGACAGGUCGUCUGCGACUUCUGGCUCUCGUCGGACAUCACCUGUUGCACUGCUUCCAUCCUGCACCUCUGUGUCAUCGCUCUGGACCGCUACUGGGCCAUCACGGACGCCGUGGAGUACUCGGCGAAAAGGACUCCUAAGAGGGCGGCAGUCAUGAUCAUGCUGGUGUGGAUUUUCUCCAUCUCCAUCUCGCUGCCACCCUUUUUCUGGCGUCAGGCCAAAGCCGAGGAGGAGGUGUCGGACUGCGUGGUGAACACCGACCACAUCCUCUACACAGUCUACUCCACGGUGGGGGCUUUCUACUUCCCCACCCUGCUCCUCAUCGCCCUCUACGGCCGCAUCUACGUGGAAGCCCGUUCCCGGAUUUUGAAACAGUCUCCCAACAAGACCGGCAAGCGUUUGACCCGAGCCCAGCUGAUAACCGACUCCCCUGGGUCCACGUCUUCUGUCACCUCUAUUAACUCGCGGGCUCCCGACAUGCCCAGCGAAUCGGGGUCUCCAGUGUAUGUGAACCAAGUCAAAGUGCGAAUCUCUGACGCCCUGCUGGAGAAGAAGAAACUCAUGGCCGCUAGGGAGCGCAAAGCCACCAAGACCCUGGGGAUCAUUUUGGGAGCAUUUAUUGUGUGUUGGCUGCCCUUCUUCAUCAUCUCCCUCGUGAUGCCUAUCUGCAAAGAAGCAUGCUGGUUCCACCUGGCCAUAUUUGACUUCUUCACGUGGCUGGGCUAUCUCAACUCCCUCAUUAACCCCAUUAUCUAUACCAUGUCCAAUGAGGAUUUCAAACAAGCGUUCCAUAAACUGAUACGCUUUAAAUGCACAAGCUGACUUGUCAAUUGCAUUGGGGUCGCCUAAAAGUGGCCUUUGGGGACCAUGUUGUGUCUGGUUCCACAGGUAGGUCGACUUUUCUUUCACUGUUACUGGGUCCGAACCAGGCGCUUUCUUCUGGGCAAGGGCAAUGGAUCCUGAGAAGCCAGGACAGCCCUGAGAGAAAGAGAAAGAGAGAGAACGAGCUCUGAAAGAACUGAUUAAAGGAAAGAUAGAGCUUCCCUGCUGAGGAGGAGGCUCCCUUUCAUCCCUCAAACCCCUGGUUCAGCACUGACCCUGCGACAGCCAAUCACAAGGGGAUUUUGCGACUUUUUAAAAACCAAUGAUGGAAAGGUGAUCAUUGCCCCGCUUUGGUGUCAUGAAUGAUGACCUCUAGAACCAGUGAUACAUGUAGGUGUUCGAACCCUGUCUGAGACAGAUGCUUAAAGCCUGGCAGUACUUGAACUAGAUACUUAAUACCCUGUGUUUUGGGGAGAACUUUGUGUUACAGCUUCAUUUGAGAACGGUUACUUUGGCAUCCUUCAGUCUUUGGUUUUUGUUCAUUUAACCUUGGUUGGAAAAACCUGUGGACUUGGUGCUUCAAUCCCUAGGUGUGGCUUGGAGGGCACAGAAAAACCUUGAAGAGUUAAUGGUAAAAUUCUGAUGUUAAGAUUUCUAUUUUUAUUAUAAUUGAAACUAUAUGGGAUUGGGACGGUGGGAAUGGGAGAUGAGGAUGGUUAAACAGAGAACCACCACCUACAAUUGUUUGUUUUCUGCAGAUUUGUGAUUUUUAAUUCCUACUUAGUGAUUGUCAAACCACAUUUCUAACAACUCAAACAAAACAUUACGUGUGCUAGUGCCAAAAUCUGCAGGUUGCUUUAUUUUUUUCUUCUAAUUUAAUGCACCUGUCAUUUUACACAUUUAAAUCCCCAUAAAUGGAGGAUAUGAUGGGUGACUCAGCCCAAGCUGCUCUGUUUCUUAUUAAUGCAAUUGAUUAGACUGAUAUUAGAUAUAUGCUGCUCCUUAACAAGAAAAGCAUCUUUAUUCCUUAUCCAGUUCAGUGAGAUGUAAGGGAAUCCGAUGAAUAGGAUUAGUUCUUAUCCAAUUAAGGAAUGAGGGGCA
Messenger RNA from Phyllostomus hastatus (greater spear-nosed bat), 2274 nucleotides. RefSeq names its product 5-hydroxytryptamine receptor 1B (gene HTR1B). Lineage: Eukaryota; Metazoa; Chordata; Mammalia; Chiroptera; Phyllostomidae. The transcript has a single exon. Bases 1 to 1173 code for a protein of 390 amino acids. Gene Ontology annotation, cellular component: plasma membrane. Gene Ontology annotation, molecular function: G protein-coupled serotonin receptor activity. Gene Ontology annotation, biological process: adenylate cyclase-activating adrenergic receptor signaling pathway; regulation of behavior; vasoconstriction. The record is from RefSeq and is a predicted model, not a curated record.